AUGAGCGACAACGAAGACGAGAGCAGCAUGUCCGAGCACGAGCUCCUUCGGACGCUCCGCGCGCUCUCGCAGCAGACGACGGACCUGCCGCAGGCGCUUCGAGGCUUGCUGGGGCAACUGGGCACGGAUCUACCGAUCUUUGACCUGAACCCGCAAUACCGCGACUUGCUCGAGCGCAUCAAGCCCGGCAGCCCCGUCAAUGUCCAAACGGCGAGCCUCGCGGACCUCGUCGAGAUGCUUUCGAUGACGACAGAGGAGAUGUUGACGAUCGCGGGCUUUGAUCUGCAGGCUUUCGUCCCGGUACUUGCGACCCUCAUUCAAUCGCCUGCGACCAUUGACGUGCUGCUCCACGCCUCGCGGGCGCUUGCGGCGCUUCUCGACAUGUACACGUCGCCGACUGUAUUGGACCUUACGCUGCAGUCGGACGUUGUCGCGAGUCUUUGCGAGAAGCUCCUCAACAUUGAGUACAUGGACGUGGCCGAGAUUGCGCUGCGCAUGCUCGAGCGCAUCGCGUCGUCGACAGCCGACGGCGUCCGGUCCCUCGUCCUCGAUGAGAAUGCGCUCAUCGCGCUGCUUCAGUUUGUCGAUUUUUUCUCGACCGACGUCCAGCGCGGCGCCGCCCGCACCGCCGCCCUCCUCUGCACGGCCGUCCCCAUGGCGUCCUGGACGCAAGUGGAAGCCGCGCUCCCGCUUUUGCAGAAUCUCACCAAGUCGUACGACGCGCAGAUCGUCGGCUCGGGCUGCGAAGCGCUUCAGCGACUCUGCGAGAGCCCAUGCGUGCGUGCGACGCCGUCGAUCCUCGACCACGUCGUCGACACGCCGCUCGAAGCCUACCUCCUGGAGCAGCUCGUCACGUAUACGCAAGCGCGCCGGCCCGACAACAUGGCGCUCGCUACGUACGCAACGCUACUGCACCUCUUUGGCGUGCUGUGCCAUCUGCGCGAGUCGCCCUUCCUCGUGUCGAACGCAGACGUGCGCUCGGUGCUCUUUGCCGUGCUCUCGUCGCAUGGGUCGUCGCAGGUCGUCGACGAAGCGCUCUUCUUCCUUGGCGCGAUCUUGCCGACCGAGCAUGCCUCGUCGGCCUACGUAGACGCUGUCGCCGGCCUCGUCGAGACCGUGGUACCUUCCCUCUUUGCGUCCUACGACGCAACCCACGACGCCAAGUACCUCGGGAAACUCCACGUGCUCGUGACGUUUCUUUCGCACAGUGUCUUGAAGCACGAUCGUCUUCUCUGUCAUUUUGUCGCGGCCAGCGUCCAGCGCAAUGAUCCGACCGAGAUGGCGCUGGCCGAAGCGCUCAUUGGGCUCGCCAUGACGCAUGCGCCGUCAGUGUAUGCACCGGCCUUUGUCCGCGACGGUGUCGUCGAAGCCCUAGCCGCCAACCCGGCCUACGCAACGCUCGUCGCCACGUCGUUUGCGUCGGCGCCCACUACAAGUGCUGUCCUUGAGGCACUCCGACACAUUGUCCAACUGCAGCAUACCGAUGAGGUGUGGCAGAGCCUGCAGACCCUCCUCGCCACCGAGACACCGACGCCGUAUGAGCUCCGAUCGAGCGGCCUCGUGCCGUCACUCCUGACGCGCCUGCGGGACGCACCGUCCUCUGCAGCAGCGUUUACGCAGUGGCCCAUUCUGGCGUCAGUGCUUCGCGAUGCAAUUGGUGUCGAGGUCCAGAGCCUCGAGGCGGGCGAUGCGACGCUGAUGGGCCUCGGCUCGACGCUCUCGAUGGUCGAGCUGCUCGGCCAGCACCUCAAGAUGCGUCUCCGCGCCGAGUCGUCGACCAAACCGCUCGACGCGGUCGUGCUCGUGGAGCCCCUUGCCCGCAUCGAGACGCUGGAAGAGUUUGUGGCCGACAAGGUCUUUGGGAAGGCCGACUUGGUCCGUGCCGAAGACGACACAACGAACGACGAGCCGGAUGACGCCGGCUUUGAUCCCAGACCACCCUCGCGCAUGCAAGUGCUGCUCAGUGGCAUGCCCGUGCCGUCCGAGUGGACGGUCAUCGAGGCGCUCGUACGCUCGGCGCCGCAGGAGACAUUGCCCGUCGACGUUAGCGCGCUGUGGCAAGCGCCCCAAGUGCUCACGUUCGUCCCACGCGCCGCGACCGAGACGGAAACAAGUGUCGGCGUCGAUGAUGCGAUCGCCGAGACAGACACGGCGACGCCGUUCUGGGCCUACUUGGACUUGCUCGCAGUGCUUUGUAAGGAGGCACCGACCGUUGACGUGGUGCAGCCGGCGGUCGCCGCGUACAUUGACUCGUGUCUCCUGCAGCCGAUGCUCGUCGUGCUCGAGCUGCUUCCGCGCAGCUGCCGCCGCAUCGUCCAGAACUAUGCGUUUCUGCUGCCGCGGGAAACCAAGCUGCAUUACCUCUACGGCACGCGCUUUGGCCCCGCCCGCGCGCUGCAGUACCUCGGCCGGACGCUUUGGAAGCACGCGGUGCGCCGGCCAUCGGGGACACCGGACAAUGCGCUCGCGACGGCCGUCUCUCGGGUCGCGAAGCUGCCACGACUCAAGGUCCGCGUUGCCCGCGCCAAGCUCCUCGCGUCGGCCAGCAAACUCCUGCACGCGUACGGCGGCAUGAAGGCGAUCAUCGAGAUCGAGUACCUCGGGGAAGUCGGCACGGGACUCGGCCCGACGACCGAGUUCUUUUCUCUUGUGUCGCGUGAAGUCCAGGCGCAGCACCUCCGCCUCUGGCGCCACGACGGCCCAAUGACCGAGCGCAAGGCCAGCAUCGACGAGAAGGUGCUCGCGGCCAACGCCCACGCCAUGCCCGUGCGCGGCUACCACCGCAUUGCCGUCUUGCACUGCCCGUCCUGCGCGGUCGUGACGUUUCCGCACUGCACCAACUGCAAGUGUCUCUGCACGGGCAACGAUGGGGUCUGUGCGAGCUGCGACGCGCCGCCGUCACUGGCAUGCCAAACUGCGAGCUGCGAGGCCAAAGAGAUGACGCUCUCGUUUUGGAUUCUGAGCAACGACGAAGUGGCGUACCUUGCGCGCGCGUACCCGCGGCAGAAGGCAAGCGUCCGCCACCCGAUGCUCAAGUGCAGCCAUUGCCACACGGUGAGCUUCCCGGGCACCGACUCUGGCAUCGUCGUUCUCGAUGGAGACCGCAUGGUGUCGCGGUCAGGCCGCCGCAUGUACGAGCGCGACUACCGCGCCGUCACCAAGCACGUGUCGGCGCUCUGCGAAGGCACGCCCCUCAAGCAGAUCAACGUCCAACUGGACAAGUCGGCGGUUGAUGUCCUCAUCGCGCUAAGUCCCACCACGCCGGAAGUGCUCGACACCCAAGUCGACGGCCUCGGUAUCGACGCGUCGUUCAAUACGGACGUGGUCAUGGUGCAUGCGCCGCACGGCCUGUACCCGGCGCCGCUCCCGUCCAGUGACGAGCCAAAAGCGACCGUCCUUGGGUGGUUUACGUUUCUGGGCAAGCUUGUAGCGCAGGCACUGCUGGACGAGCGCCUCCUCGACCUUCCGCUGGCACGACCGUUCGUGCAGGCGCUGCUCGGCAAGUCGCUGGUGAGUGAUUUGGACGCGGCGCUGGACCAUGCCCGGGCAGUGGACCCUGCGAUUGGCGCGUCGCUGGACUAUCUGCACGCACACCGCGACGACCCAGCGAUUGACGAGAUGGGCUUGAGCUUUGUGCUCUUGGGCAACGCUGACGUGGAGCUCUGCGAAGGCGGCGCUGCCAAGCCAGUGACCCGCGACACUGUGGCCGAGUUUGUGCGCGCCAGCCUCGAGAUGCUUUUGGAAAUUUCGAUUCGCGACCAAGUCGCAGCCUUCCGCGCGGGCUUUGGCAGUCUUGUGCCACUGGACGCGCUCGACUGCUUGUCGGCCGACGACUGGCUCGCGCUGCUCUCGGACCCGACGACCGAGCUCUGGCCCGGCGGCGCCGACGAGCUCCAAGCGCACAUGGUGUGCGACCACGGCUACGGCAGUGAGAGCCGAGCCAUCCGCUGGCUCGUCCAAGUGCUCACGGAGCUGACGCCCGACGACCAGCGGCUCUUUGUGCGCUUUGUCACGGGGUCGCACCGCCUGCCGCUGGGUGGGCUGGGGAAGCUCUCGCCGACGCUGACGGUCGUGCGCAAGCUGAGCCCGGACGAGUCGUCUCCGAGCGACGAGAUGCUGCCGUCGGCGUCGACGUGCACCAAUUACCUCAAGCUGCCCGACUAUAGCUCGAUCGACAUUUUGCGCGCCAAGCUCCUGUACUGCAUCCGCGAAGGGCAGCUCAGCUUCCACCUCUCCUAGUCGAACGGUUACCGGUCUACUCUAGUACAUGUUUUGUUUUUGGCUCGUC
Molecule: messenger RNA, 4288 nt
Organism: Saprolegnia diclina VS20
Lineage: Eukaryota; Oomycota; Saprolegniomycetes; Saprolegniales; Saprolegniaceae
Exons: 7
Coding region: 1-4239 (1412 amino acids)
Biological process (GO): protein polyubiquitination; proteasome-mediated ubiquitin-dependent protein catabolic process
Molecular function (GO): ubiquitin protein ligase activity
Source: RefSeq, a predicted model, not a curated record